Molecule: messenger RNA, 2072 nt
Organism: Cryptotermes secundus
Lineage: Eukaryota; Metazoa; Arthropoda; Insecta; Blattodea; Kalotermitidae
Gene: Gorab
Product: RAB6-interacting golgin
Exons: 7
Coding region: 186-1190 (334 amino acids)
Biological process (GO): non-motile cilium assembly
Source: RefSeq, a predicted model, not a curated record
UCAGCGUCGAUCAGGUCGAUGUUAUGGGUCUUAUGGGUGCUGUGUUAUGAUUUUGUAAAGAAGAGUGGGAAGUUAUGUUUUGGUCUGUUUGGAGGAUUAGUAGGGACUUCUUUUAUUUGUGUACAACUUUGGCAUAUUUUAUAUUUGUAAUUGACUGAGUUGCUGUUCCACAUUUAUAAGUGAAAAUGGCAAAGUGGGAGGGCUUUUCAGAGGAAGAUAUAAAGAAAGUUGGUGCAUGUGAACGUAAGGAAGGCCCAUCUCAUGAUCCACCCACAGUAUAUGUGGCAAAACACCAAGAAAAUGCUGCCCAGCACUCAGGGGUAAAAAAUGUGACAUGCUCAAGAAUGCUAUUGAAGUCACAGAAACCAGAAGACUCGGAUGGCCAUACUGAAGAAAUUCCAGCAGAAGCAUUUCUAUGUAAACCUCAGGCAGUGACAGAUAGUGCUGAUAGUCCUGAUAGUGCUGAAAUGGGCUCUGAUUCUGGCUGUGGUGUUUCCAGCAGCACCAGCCCAUUGACCACCAGUCCGAGCCAUGGCACAGUCUGCUUGCCAAUAAAAGAAGGUAAAAAUUAUAAAAUACUGAAUGCCGAAGAAGUUGGCAGUUCCUGCUUCUUGGAUGAGUUUCAGUCUAAGCAGAAGUUCAUGGAGGAGCAGAAUCGUCAGAGAAAGGAGCUUCUGACAAAGGCACUAGCUGACAGAAAAAGGCAAACAACUGCAGAGGCUGUUAGACUGCAACAGAUCCAAGAUGAAUUGCAGAAACUAGACGCACUCUUGAGCAAUGAUGUAUCUAUUCUUCGGGAUCAAAUUGAAGUUGCCAGCCGUGAGUUUAUGGAAGCACAGAAACGGUAUAGUGAAGCUGAAAAGGAGUUCCUAGAUGCCAAACUACUCCUGUUUGAGAGGCUGGAACGCAAGGAGCUGCUAACAGAACAUUUGUGCACCAUAAUAGAGCAAAAUGAAUUACGCAAGGCAAGAAAACUUUCGGAGCUCAUGAACAGGUUACAGCUUGGGGGACAUGAAGAUGACCAGAAAACAGCUGCCAAAAAUAUGACCUUAUUGCCACACUGUGCCUUGGAUGAAGUUUCAUACUCAGUAUGCAGCACUCUGAAGCCUAGGAAAGUGACAGAAGAGUCUGAAAUAUGUGAGAGAUCUGAAGCAGAGUGUGACAGCUCCCCAAUGGAAAUUCAGAAUUGAGUUUCUUUCCAGACCAGCUCUGAAACGACUCAGGCUCCUAUCCUAGGAUUCUUUCCUAGAGGAUAAAAUGAUGAUAGUAUGAAGCUCAUUUCCACCUAGUGUCAAGGUUAUGAAUGUGUGGAGCUUUAUCUUUGCACAUACACGUAUUAUGACAUGACGUCUGAACACUGGAAGUGUGCAGAGAAGCAUAGCAGAGCUGUCUGUUGCUAGACAAUGGCUAGCUGAAUUAUGUUUCCGCGACAACAAAUACUCUUGUAUAAGUCAAAGCGUUGCCCGGAGAUCAUCAUAUGUUUCGUGGCAACAGAGAAUAACAGAGGAAAAUCAACUGUCCGACUGGGUGUUCUGUAUUCUGUUUGCAUGAAGUUAGUUCAGUCCGACAUCCAGAGGGAGAAUUCGGGAGACUAGAGGCUCUUCAGAUUCAGCCAAUAGUGAGAGAUUCGUUAUCAAGGUAUUCAGUGUGUGAGCUGUAAUGUAAAUUGAACUGUAAUUGUAAUAGAGACGUCCAGUAAAUUCAGUCAUCAAAUCUAGGUCCCACAAUUAUCAGUCACGCUAAUUUUUACAAAUUCAUACUCAAAAAUAAAAUGGAACCAUGUCUCGUCGUAAGAGUAGAAGUGGAACCGCCAGUAAAAAUAUGCCUAGAAGACCACGCAAAUCUAUAGCAUUAGAAGAAAAAAUGGAAGUUGUUACAAGAAUUGUAUGUGGGCAGUCACGUCCUAUUCUUUAUAAGGAUCUAAAUAUGGUCUCCUCCACUGUAGCAACAACCAUGUAAAAUGCCGAUAAAAUUAAAAAGAAAAUGAAAACUGCUACAACUCUUAGAUGCUCAGGUGGUCCUGUGGUUGGAAAAAUGGAGCAGUGACUCUAAUUGUUGUUGUGUUUUUCGGU